Messenger RNA from Aphanomyces astaci, 240 nucleotides. RefSeq lists its product as hypothetical. The coding region runs from base 1 to 240 and encodes 79 amino acids. The transcript is spliced from 3 exons. The record is from RefSeq and is a predicted model, not a curated record. Lineage: Eukaryota; Oomycota; Saprolegniomycetes; Saprolegniales; Verrucalvaceae.
AUGGGCGCACUCAGCGGUUAUCGCAGCGCCAUCAAGAGUCUGUACAUCGACCAAGGUGUUCCCUUGCCUGAGCCAUACAACAUCGAUAUGAAAGUCAUUUUCUCUGGUAUUCGGAAGACAGUAGCCCAAGACUUACAAAGUGGCAGCAAUGAGUUCACGGGCAAGAAGCCAAUGACGUUUUUGUUUAAGCACCUCUGUGCGAUCAGCAUGGGCCUGCCUGAUUGCCGGAACGAAAAAUAA